Messenger RNA from Amborella trichopoda, 1643 nucleotides. RefSeq names its product ADP/ATP translocase 1, mitochondrial. Gene Ontology annotation, molecular function: ATP:ADP antiporter activity. Gene Ontology annotation, cellular component: mitochondrial inner membrane. Lineage: Eukaryota; Viridiplantae; Streptophyta; Magnoliopsida; Amborellales; Amborellaceae. Gene Ontology annotation, biological process: mitochondrial ADP transmembrane transport; mitochondrial ATP transmembrane transport. The record is from RefSeq and is a predicted model, not a curated record.
ACCCAGUUUUAGGGAAGCUGUGGAGUCCGCCCUGCGACUAUAAAGUCAGUUGUAUUGGCUCUGCGCAUUUUGCGUUGUCCUAUGGAUGCCCUUUAGAGUGAUCUCUCUUCCUCCGUCAUCUUCAAUCGGACUUCCACAAGGUCUCCAGAGUUUUAAAACAUGGCUGACCACUGUCGCCAUCCAUCCAUCGCCCAGACAGUUUUUGGGCAAUCUUACCUCUACUCAAGACUAUCCCCAAAGAUGCAAGCCCCAAACUGCGGCAGCAUCCAUCGCAUGGCCAUUGUUCAUGAUACAAAUCCAUUGCCAGCUGUAUAUGGCAAUACGACACUGCAAAACUCGUUCUUGGAGGCUUGCCGAGGUGGCCAGAGCCUAUCAAUGGCUGCCCCUAUCUCGCCUGUCUUGGUCCAAGCUCCCUCCGAGAAAGGUGCAAAAGGAUUCGUUAUUGAUUUCUUAAUGGGGGGAGUCUCUGCUGCUGUGUCCAAGACAGCUGCUGCUCCCAUUGAGCGUGUGAAGCUUUUGAUCCAAAACCAGGAUGAGAUGAUUAAGGCUGGUAGGCUCUCAGAGCCUUACAAGGGUAUCGGAGACUGCUUUGGCCGAACAAUCAAGGAAGAGGGUUUCCUUGCUCUGUGGAGAGGAAAUACUGCAAAUGUCAUCCGUUACUUCCCUACCCAGGCUUUGAACUUUGCCUUCAAGGAUUACUUCAAGAGACUCUUCAACUUUAAAAAAGACAGAGAUGGCUACUGGAAAUGGUUUGCGGGCAACUUGGCUUCUGGUGGAGCUGCCGGUGCCUCAUCACUCCUCUUUGUCUAUUCUUUGGAUUAUGCUCGUACCCGUUUGGCAAAUGAUGCUAAGGCUGCAAAGAAGGGUGGGGAGAGGCAAUUCAAUGGCCUGGUCGAUGUAUACAAGAAGACCCUCAAAUCAGAUGGUGUUGCUGGUCUCUACCGUGGUUUCAACAUCUCAUGUGUUGGUAUCAUUGUGUACCGAGGUCUCUACUUUGGGAUGUAUGAUUCUCUCAAGCCUGUCGUACUUACUGGGAAUUUGCAGGACAGUUUCUUGGCAAGUUUCCUUUUGGGUUGGGGUAUCACAAUCGGUGCUGGGCUCGCAUCCUACCCUAUUGACACAGUCCGUAGAAGGAUGAUGAUGACCUCUGGUGAAGCAGUCAAGUACAAGAGCUCUUUGGAUUGCUUUAAUCAGAUUUUAAAGAAUGAGGGUGCCAAGUCGCUCUUCAAGGGUGCCGGUGCCAACAUCCUCCGUGCUGUGGCAGGUGCUGGUGUGCUAGCAGGUUACGACAAGCUGCAGGUGGUUGUUCUUGGCAAGAAGUACGGAUCUGGAGGUGGGGGCUAAUUAGUCUUUUGCACCAGCUACCCCGUUCUCGUGAUGGUGAUGAAAAGGCAUACAGUAACUUUUUUAGAUCGAUUCUGUGCUUUGUUUUUUCUUUACAUGCACUAUUCGCCUACCAUUGAUUGGAGAGGUGUAAUUUUGGUUGCUUUUCCCCUUUUUUUCCUCUGAAUAAUUUUGAGCGGCAGCCUUUUCUGUGUGUCUUUUUUUUUCCAAAUUCAGGAGGGAAACUCUGCGGUGAUAACAAUUGAUUGAAAUAAUUCUAUGGCAUGUGCUUGAUUCUCAUGCCCCAUCUUGAUGCACAA